CUUGAAGUUCUCCAAACCGUAAUGUCUGGACCGAGCCAAUGCUGCGUUCAAGGUGUGCACCACGAAGGUACACCUACAGGCAAAAUCGAAAAGAUCAACGAUGUUGAAUGCUACAUUGCUACACCCUCCGCUACCUACCCAAAAGAAAAGGUCCUGCUCUUCCUGCCUGACUUCUUCGGAAUCACAUUCAAGAACGCUCAGCUCAUCGCGGACGACUUUGCCCGGAACGGGUAUAGAACUGUGAUGCCGGACUACCUCAACGGCGACGGUGUCCCGCCCGCAGAGCUCGAGAAAGGAACAUUUCCUGUUCAAGACUGGUUCCAGCGUCACGGGCCCGAGACGUCCCGUCCUCCGCUAGACAAGGUCAUCGCCGGGCUCAGGGAGGAGGGUGUGACGGCCUUUGCUGCGAUUGGAUACUGCUACGGAGCUCGCCACGCCUGGGACCUCGCCAUCGAGCACGUCACCAAGGUCACGAUAUGCAAUCACCCGUCGCUGCUCAAGAACCCAGAGGACUUCGAGACCUACCUCGCAAAAGCAACCGCACCCCUGCUCAUUAACUCCUGCGAGAUCGACCCGCCGUUCCCGCCCGACUUCCAAGCAAGCGCAGACGAAAUUUUGAAGGAUAAGUUCGCGCCAGGGUAUCACCGCGAGCACUGGAUGGGCUGCAAGCACGGGUUCAGCGUGCGCGGGGACAUCCGGGAUCCGAUGGUCAAGGCUGCGAAGGAGGGGUCGUUCGUGAAUGCUGUCGAGUGGUUACAUAAGCACUUCUAGGGUGCUAGCGCAGUGCAUGUUGACUGUGUGUUCUGCUUUUGUCGGAAGUUGCAUUCCAUCGCUUAUUUAAGGGUAGCCCGUCGGAGAAAGACCCUCCGAGAUGACGAGCGUUUUC
This is a messenger RNA of Coniophora puteana RWD-64-598 SS2, 886 nucleotides long. RefSeq names its product alpha beta-hydrolase. Gene Ontology annotation, molecular function: hydrolase activity. Lineage: Eukaryota; Fungi; Basidiomycota; Agaricomycetes; Boletales; Coniophoraceae. Bases 22 to 771 code for a protein of 249 amino acids. The transcript has 8 exons. The record is from RefSeq and is a predicted model, not a curated record.